AUGGCCACUCUUACUGUCCCCCCAGUCACCACGAACACGCGCGGUUUCCGCCGUCCAAACCCUCCCACCUUCACCGACGAUGCCAUCAAGGCGCGGUACCAGAAGGGUUCUCUCGCGCUCGCUGCACGUAUCAUGGACAUGAACGGUUGGGGAGUUGGCUGCUCGAUUGGUCUGUCUGCGCGGGACGCUGUCAACCCCAACGUCGUGUGGGUCCUGCCCCGUGGCAAGCCGCUCGUCACGAUCGUGAGCCAGGACCUGAUCGGUGUCGACCUGGCCACGGGCGAUAUUGUGGACGCUGGAGCUUCUGGCAAGAAGGAUUACGACGCGCUGUACGUGGCCGUCCACUUGGCAAUCUACAACGGGCGACCCGACGUGAACGGUAUCGUCUCGGGCCACACUCCCUACGGCCGUGUCUUUAGCACGCGCGGCGAACCGCCCAAGAUUCUGUGGCAGGACUCGUGUACUUUUUACAAAAAGGUCAAUGUCCUGCCAUUCAAUGUUGGUCUCGAGGCAGCCAAGAACCCCCAGGCAGUGGUGGACGCACUCAAGGACGGCAAGGGACUGGUGAUGCAGAACCGCGGUCUCCUCACAUGCCAGGGGACCAUUGAGGGUGCGCUUGCCAUCUACCUUCGUCUCGAAAACUUGACGGGUGGCCAGACAAUCGUCGAGGCGGCGGUCAAGGGCCGCGGCGGCGAGCUCACAUAUGUUGGCGACGAGGAGGCUCAAUUUACCCAGCGCGCUGUCGGGUCUGAGCACCAUGCGUGGGCGAUGGGUCUGCCGAGUUACUGGAGGAUCACCAAGCGUCUGGGUCUGGACUCGUACACCAUCUAA
Molecule: messenger RNA, 831 nt
Organism: Apiotrichum porosum
Lineage: Eukaryota; Fungi; Basidiomycota; Tremellomycetes; Trichosporonales; Trichosporonaceae
Exons: 4
Coding region: 1-831 (276 amino acids)
Cellular component (GO): cytoskeleton
Molecular function (GO): actin filament binding
Source: RefSeq, a predicted model, not a curated record